UCAGGGGACUCUUGCAUUUUACCCGGACAUGUAAGCGGUUGCACAGGUGCCCAGAAUCAGUUUCGGCACGCCAUUGUGGAAAAUAGUUACUUUCACAUUACUGACUCCUCAUUGUGAGCUUGCUUAUCUAGUUGAGUUAUCCCGAGCAUAAUAACUAAAUAAGAAACUGUUCCACAAUGGCUACGGACUCCUGGGCACAGGCAGUGGACGAGCAAGAAGCCGCGGCGGAAUCGAUCGGUAGCCUCCAAAUAAAAGACAAACCGGAGGAAAAUGGCACGGCUGCAAAUGCAACAGACUCCAGCAGUGCAGCGUCAAAGUCAGAAGUUGAGGGAGAAAACAAGGGUACAGAAGAGGAUGACAACGAGGACAAAGCGGCGCAGUCGUUAUUGAACAAGCUGAUACGGAAUAAUCUUGUCAAUAACACGAAUCAAGUGGAAGUUCUUCAGAAGGACCCCAACUCUCCGCUCUACUCUGUCAAGUCUUUUGAGGAGUUGCGACUCAAACCACAGCUGCUUCAGGGCGUCUACGGCAUGGGUUUCAACCGACCAUCCAAAAUCCAGGAGACUGCCUUACCUAUGAUGCUGGCCGAACCUCCACAGAAUCUGAUUGCCCAGUCGCAGUCGGGAACAGGGAAAACAGCUGCCUUUGUCCUGGCCAUGCUCAGUCAUGUAGAUCCCAACAACAGAUUUCCCCAGUGCCUGUGUGUGUCACCCACCUACGAACUGGCACUUCAGACUGGCAAGGUAAUCGAGCAGAUGGGCAAACACUAUCCUGAGGUCAAACUAGUCUACGCCAUCAGAGGAAACAAAUUGCAGCGGGGCAUGAAGCUGCAGGAACAGAUAGUUAUUGGCACACCUGGUACCAUGCUGGACUGGUGUGGAAAAUUCAAGUUCAUAGACCCCAAGAAGAUCAAGGUGUUUGUGCUCGACGAGGCUGACGUCAUGAUUGCCACACAGGGUCACCAGGACCAGAGCAUCCGCAUCCAGAGGAUGCUGCCUAAAAACUGCCAGAUGUUGCUGUUCUCAGCCACGUUUGAAGAGACAGUGUGGAACUUUGCCCAGCGUAUUGUGCCUGACCCCAACAUCAUAAAGUUGAAGAGAGAGGAGGAGACGCUGGAUACCAUCAAACAGUACUAUGUGUUGUGCAACAGCAGGGAGGAGAAGUUCCACGCCCUCUGUAACAUCUACGGAGCCAUCACCAUCGCCCAGGCCAUGAUCUUCUGCCAUACAAGGAAAACUGCAGGCUGGCUGGCUGGGGAGCUGUCCAGAGAGGGCCACCAGGUGGCGCUGCUUAGUGGAGAGAUGCAGGUGGAGCAGAGGGCUGCUGUCAUCGACCGCUUCAGAGAUGGCAAGGAGAAGGUUCUGGUCACAACAAACGUUUGCGCUCGAGGUAUCGAUGUCGAGCAGGUUUCUGUGGUGAUCAACUUUGACUUGCCAGUAGACAAGGAUGGUAACCCAGACAACGAGACAUACCUGCACAGGAUUGGCCGCACAGGUCGAUUUGGCAAAAGGGGACUGGCCAUCAACAUGGUGGACAGCAAGAUGAGCAUGAACAUCCUCAACAGGAUCCAGGAGCAUUUCAGUAAGAAAAUUGAAAAACUAGACACAGAUGAUCUGGAUGAAAUUGAGAAAAUCGCCAGCUAAAGAGGAUGGCGUUUAUCGCAUGAAGGACGCUGACCGGACUUCCCUUCCCCUCUUGGCUCUCCAAGAACUGUACGCUCCUACAGUGUUUUAUGCUUUUAUUUUUUUAGCAGUCGGAGAAAAGAGCAAUCCCACAAACACAGCAUAUGUUUACAUGUGGAUAUGUCUCCUCUCAGAGUGUUUUGUAAGUCUCUGGAGCAUACCCCAUUUCACUCUUUGUACUUCUUUGAAUAAAGUCUAUAAGUUUAUUGCUGUGUAUCGUGGUGCUGCAAAAGCGACUGUUUUACUGAACACACAUGGCGUUAAAAAACAUGUUUUGGUGUUGGCUGUAGAGUUGGCAUUAUACAAGCCAUUGUGUAAGAUUCACUAAAAACCCUAAUGGAAAAAUAACAAUUUUAUGUUCUACAAACUUUUUAACGGAGUAUAAUUGAAUGUAACUAUCAUGUAGACUAUUACAGCAUUUAUUGUGCUCUUUAUUGACUACAAAACCUCAGUACAAAGGGUGAAGUUGGGUAUGCUGCUCCAAGCAGUAGUUUAAUCAUAGAUUGUUAUUGAGAUGGUGAUGGUUGGGUUUCAAGGGUCUAUGCAAACUUAUCAACCUGUGAUAGCUAUUCUCAAAUACUAUCAACCUGUAUUCACGUGACAGAAAUUAACCUCAGAUUUAGCAUCAGGGUGUGUAGUCAAAUGCCACAACAGGCUGCCUAGAGUGAUGAUACACUACUAACUCAAAGUCGUGGACAUUUAGAUAUUUCUGUUUAGCCAGUAAUCAAUCAUCAGCCAACCAUACAUCUCCCAUGCAUGUCAUUUAUAUCAUUUUAAAACCGAUUGCGGCUGUUAUCGGGACAGGCUUGGCGCCACUGCUAAGCAUUUAUCAUUCAUCUUUUUUCUUCAUCUGUAUUGUAAAACAAAAUUGUAAUUCAAAAUGUGGCCAUUAAGGUCUGAUGUGAUCAGUUUCCCUUUGUGUCUCACUGUCCCACAAUCUUUUCAAUCAGGGUCUCAAGUUUGACUUAAGCUCAGCUACAUUCUUCAACCAGACUGUGCUGUUAUUAAGGAUUGUGAGUAAAAACACCCGCCUUCCUCAAGUGCAUUAUAUACACGAUUUUGUUUCUAAGACAUUGGGCUUAAUAUUCUGGCAAACACUUGAAAUUUUGAUUAUAUAAUGAAUUAUGAGCAUCUUUAGGAGGUGUGAAUUAUCUUGAUCUAUGCCAAUCAGACUCACUGUGUUGCUCCAACAUGGUCGCAUGAAUAGAAAACGUGUACUUGUGUACAUAUAUAAAAAGAUUUAGGUUAAAGAAAUAGUGUUACUGAAUUAUUGAGUUGGUCACUUCUAAGAAGUGCAAAAACCAUUCCUCAUGAGGUUUAAUUUUGAUAGAUGCAGCACUUUGAAUAAGAAAUCAGUUAACCUUGUGGAUGACUGCACCAAAUUAUAGAAACGGUGUGAUGUCUGGUGUAUUUGAUCAAUGCGCUGGAACAUUAAGGGCAGUGAUUGGUCAGUCUGAACCUUGUACAAACCUCACCUGUCUCCCACCGGCAUCGAGAAGACUGCUGGUGGACGUCCGGUUUUAAUGGACUGUUUACAGACAACUUAGCCGAAUUAGAAGCAAGUGAGUGUGCUGAAAAUCCACGAGAAUGCUCUGUGAAGAGUUUCGGGUUAAAAACCAAUGUAUGCAGUUUUUUUUGGACAUUUGGAUGUAUACAUUAUCAGUGAGAGUGUGUGCACUUUGUUGAUCCACAAUGUAAUACCACUGUAAGCUGUGGGGACACAAAGCAGUUUUGGCUAUAGAACUUAUCACUCUUCUCCACAUGUAUACCUUGUUUGAUAAUUGUCAAGACCUACCAAAACCCAGUUCAUACAUGUAUACAUAGGAGUAAUACUGCCUAACUAGGCUUAAAGGAAGUUGUCUGUUGUAACCCGGAGGUCAUGUGUAGACAAUGAUAGGUUCAAGGUGUGUGGUAUUCUGUAGCUGAGCUGCAUUCAUGGACACAGUUAUGUAUUCUUAAUAUGUUGAAUUAAAAGAACAUGUAGACGUUCA
This is a messenger RNA of Sander lucioperca (pikeperch), 3673 nucleotides long. RefSeq names its product ATP-dependent RNA helicase DDX19A. NCBI's taxonomy places the organism in Eukaryota, Metazoa, Chordata, Actinopteri, Perciformes, Percidae. The record is from RefSeq and is a predicted model, not a curated record. Gene Ontology annotation, biological process: poly(A)+ mRNA export from nucleus. Bases 177 to 1643 code for a protein of 488 amino acids. Gene Ontology annotation, molecular function: ATP binding; RNA helicase activity; RNA binding. The transcript has 12 exons. Gene Ontology annotation, cellular component: cytoplasmic stress granule; nucleus.